Molecule: messenger RNA, 4466 nt
Organism: Apis cerana (Asiatic honeybee)
Lineage: Eukaryota; Metazoa; Arthropoda; Insecta; Hymenoptera; Apidae
Product: hydrocephalus-inducing protein homolog
Biological process (GO): cilium movement; axonemal central apparatus assembly
Cellular component (GO): axoneme
Source: RefSeq, a predicted model, not a curated record
UACACAGAUUUCGUAGCGAUUCUUUCAUUUCGUAUAAUUAAUUUCACCCCAAAAACCGCGAAUCAAAGCGGAUAUUGUUUAUUAACGGGCUUCCCCCUUUUCCAUUGUUCCAGAUAAUAGCGGGGAACAAAGGGCACAUUUGCGGGACGCUGAUUUACAAGGAAAAGCGAACCGAUUUCGGUGGCACGAUCAACGUGACACCCCCCAGCCUCACGCUCAAGCCGGAGGAGCUCAAAUCCUUCAAUUUGUCGUUUUCCUCGAAUCAUAAGGGUGAUUUCGUGGAGAGGGUCGAUUUCGUGGUGAAAGAGACCCUCGAGGUGCUCAGCUUGCAUAUCAAGUACGUUGCACGAGAUCGAUGGAUGGGGGAAGGGAGGGCCACGAGACACCCCUUUUUACGAUGCGUCACCUCUUUUGCAGGGGUUGCAUCAUAUGCCCGACUUUGCACUUCGACAAGGAGAGCCUCGAUUUCGGGACGACUGCCCUCGGUACGUGAGAUCAUCUUCGAAUUAGAGUCGAAUUUUGGAAGAAGAUUUCGUCGAAAAUCUUGGUCGAACACGAAACUCUUGAAUGUUUCGUUGCUCAAAAAGGAAUAAUCGAGCGAUUAUUCUCAGGUUUCAGUACGAGGCAAGACGUAUAUUUGCACAAUCUAGCCCUGAUACCGGUUGCCUUCACCUUAACCGUGCUGAACGACGGGGACGAAAUGGCACUGACGCACGAAGAUUUCGCGAGAAGUCAAACGAAGCCGUCCUUCCCGAGCAACCCCCGAGAAUUCGAGGUCUCGCCCGAGGAAGGGGUUGUAGCUUCCAACGAUUCCAUGAGAAUCAAGGUACCUACGAUCCUUCCCCCUCCCCUCUCUCUCCUUCUCUCUCCCUUUUCCCCUCGCAGUCUUUCGAAUCGCUGUUCGAAAACUAACGCCGCAGGUGAUUUACACGGCUAAUAUCGCGCGCGUCGGUCACACGAUGAUUCAAGUCGACAUGUGGGACUCCGGCUCGCACCCCGUCCUCUUGCCGAUCACGUUCUGCGGCAAAGUGACCCCAUUGACGAUCGUUCCCCAGGACAUCACGGUCCGAUUCUGCUUCCUCAAUUAUCCCUAUUCGAGAUCCAUCGACAUUACCAACAAUUCGGACAUAGACGGAUACUUUUACUUCAUACAGGAACAAGUAAACUAUUAACAACGAGGCCGUUGUUCGAGGCCGCGUAAAAAAUCCGUAAUUGAUGGAGGGGGAGAAAGAAAAGACUCUUCUUAAGACUCUUUCGUAUCGUUCAUGGUAAAAUUCACUACGCCACGGUUAUACGAGGAAUCUGCCUGAUAUUGCGGCCUCGGACGCGUUAUAAAGAUCGAGUGUACGAAAAUUGGAUUUUCUUUUUCCCCGAUUCAGGUCACGGAGGACGUAACUAUGAUAUGCUCGUUCUCCAAGUAUCAAGGAUACGUGAAAUCUCAUAAGUCGAGUACAAUCGAUGUCACUAUUAUGAUGAAGGAUUUAGGCAUUUACACACUCACGUUAAAGUAAAAAGGAAAAAAAAAAUGAUUCGUUCGAUUAUUUUAAAUCAUAUACACCGAUACAAGUGUAUGUUGUUCGAUCAGUAUGUUCGUAAUGGGAGAGACGUUUCCAUUAUCGUACGUGAGGAUAACGUGCACCGGGCAGGGGGCUGUCGUCUCGACGGAUCCAAGCAGCCUGGACUUCGGCAGGGUGAAAGUUCUCGAGGAGAAGAAGAUGGAUUUCGAGCUGAUCAACGAUUCACCUAUCCCCACUCAAUUCGCCAGAGAGAAUCAGGAGAACUCGUCGUGGAUCAUGGAACCAGAGUUUGGUGAUCUGUUGCCUCACGAGUCGAAAACGAUUACCAUCAAAGUGUUCCUGGUGAACGGUGGUGUGUACAAAGAGAGGAUCAUGUUAUCCGUGAUCGACAGCAGGACGAUCCACGUGGACGUGAAAGUGAUCGGAUACGGAUGCAGCGUGAUUUUCACGCCGCAGAUCUUCCCUGUCUUCGACUGGGGCCUACUUUUCAGUCAUCAUCAUAUAAAUCGCACGAUAACGCUGAUGAAUCGAGGCACCGUGGAGUAUCAAAUGAUAUUUAUAAACGAGCCAGAUAUACGUUUCCGGCGUGGCCAAUUGUUGACGACGAAAAGUAGCAAAUUCAAAGUGGAGCCUCAGAUCGUUCACAUACCCGCCGGAGAAACGAGAGAAGUCAAUUGUCGAUUAUUCUGGGAGGUGAACGAGCACGUGGUGGAAAAAUGGUAUGUCUUCGGCCAGUUACAAGACGCAGGGAAAAGGGAAUUGAUCGACACGUCGUCUUUCACGAUUACAUUGACGGAACCAUAUAUUGUGUUCAAUAAAAAGAUGCUAGAAUUUCGCGUGGACAGGUGCCCCACUGAAGACAAGUUGCAGCAAACAGAUGAAUUGCUCGUGACCAAUCAGUCGAAUCUGGAUCUGAAUGUGCAUCUUUCGAUAAAAGAGCCGUUUCAUUUGGUAACAUCUAAGAAAAAACACGUUCAAACGAUGAAACUUGUUCUGGUCGAUAAAAUUUCCACGAAAAUUACCGUUUUCUUCUCCUUCGACACAAACAACAAGAAUUAUUAUUCGAAAAGUUACGAGGAGGUGCUUCUGUUCGAGUAUCGGGAACAUCCUAAUCGUGAUAAAAUAAUAUGCAAGGGUUACGUGAAUUAUCCAAACAUUCUCAUAGAGCCGAACGAUUUUAUAAUUAACUGCGAGUUGGGUUGCAGCGCCGAGAAGAUAUUGACGUUAACUAAUAACGGGCCCGUAUCGGUUAUAUAUAAAUUCCUGUGGCUCGAAAAUUCCAUCGAUAUAAAACGCGAUACGCCCGUCAAACUGGAAUGCCCUGGGUGCCCGUCGCAGGAGCAAUUAGAGUCGAAAAAGGACAUCUUCGUGGCAACCGAGACGGGCGAAGAGCCUUGCAUAAGCGACAGGCAAAACGAAAGUGGAAACGAACAAUCGAUAGCGCCACCAGUAAAUUCCCCCGUUUCAGAGAAACAAGAAACGACGGAUGGGAAUCCCGAGAGAAAUAACUAUCCAGAAUUCAGACGAGAAAUUAGACAAUUUCUAUUGGAAAUUGUCGAGGAACAUUUCGAGAAGGACGAUGAUCUGAUCGUGUUACAAAAUAUGAGUGACGAUCCUCCACGAAUCGAUUACAUCAACGAGGUUUUGCAGAUUAUUCCAAACGAGGGAACAGUGCUUCCGUAUUCCGUGCAACGAGUUCACGUAGGAUUUCAUGGCUUCGAAUGGCUUCAAAUAAAAGCUACCGCCGUCUGCCAGAUUUUACGGGGCCCGACCGAGAAUGUUCAUAUAUUCGCUCGGGCGGAUAAUGUUCGAUACGAUAUCGACAACGAUGUCAUCGAUUUUGGCCAACAAUUGUUUCUGCAACGCCAACGUAAAUGUAUCACUUUGAAAAAUAUCUGCACGAUAGCGUUCGAAUUCGAGAUAAAAGAUGCUGUAAAGUUCUUCGACGAGGAGUUCAAUCGUUUCAAUUUACAUCCGUUAAAGAUCGAACCGGUGAGCGGCUGUGUGAAUCCUGAAUCGUGCGUGCAAUUUCAAGUGGAUCAUGUAGCGAUGACGCUUGGUCGUAUCGAUCAUUAUUUCCAAUUGGAGAUUGCUCACUUAAUGCCGAUCAUAAUCAAAAUAGUCGCUUACGGAGUUUUCCCUCAAGUCUAUCUGUGCAUUCCUAAAGGAAAAUUGCACCAGCACCAUUCCAUCGAGUUGGAAUAUUCAGCAAUACAAUCACUGACGGAAGAUCUCGCGGAUGACACAGUGGAGAAAGUGGUUGCCGAGAAGAAAAACGAUUUAUUCGAAACGGACAUGGACAUACUAGCCGCCGAGGAUUGGUGCGUUAUCUCGCACAAGGAGACGUUUCCACGAAUUAUGGACAUCGACAUGGCUGUGGAAAGAUUGUGCGCAAAGAAGUUCAUCGAUGAAAAUUCAUACAUCUUAAUGCAGCAUGCUACGAUUCAAAAGAAGGAGCCGAUCCCCCAACUUUUUUCAUGCGAGUAUAUUAUCGAUAUGAAUUACGUGAUCAUCGAACGCAUCGCUCAUUAUUCGGCCAAUAUAAUUAAUUACGGGCCAUGGAUCGUGAACAUGAGAAUGAAAACGAUGGGAAAAAGAGACUACCUCGGGAAACGCGGUAUCGUGGUGCAGUUAAUGAAAAACACGAAUGUGCCGGUCGGAGAUUACGCAGUUUUACAAGUGACUUGGUAUCCAACCCAAGAGAAAUUCUCCGAGAAGAGCACGAACGUGAAGUACACGAUUUACAUUGAAGUGUCGCACGGAUGCACGAUACCUGUGACCAUAAAAGGGACAGUAACUUAUCCAUACGUAACAGUCAAUACAAAAUUUUUGGAUUUCCAAGAUGUCGUCGUGGGAGAAUGUUUGGUUCUUAAUAUCCUGAUCAAAAACGAGUAAUAAGAUUUACUUUUACGAUUGUUAUACGGAGAUUUAUUAAAGUGUUAAGUAUAU